GCACCUCAAACGUCAGUUGACUCCAUCUUUCAGAAAAAGGUGGCGGCUACUUUGUCCCACCCAAAAUCUGUGAAAGUGAUCUUUGUUCUGGGGGACUGUAACGGUGGUCAGACACUGGAGCAGGGCAACGGGUUAGUUAGUUUAUGAAGGAUUUGAAGUCGCUCUGCUCACAUUGAACCUGGAGAGACAAGCAGGGAGCGCUCGACGGGAGAGAGGAAGGAGAUCCGAGGUGUUUCAAACCAUGGAACAAAGUUGAGAGGAUUUCAAGGAAAAAAAUAUCAACUGGUUAAAACAAGACGGCAUGCAUGUGUCAACAUUAUUUCCAGUUUCCCCUGAAGAGGAAUUAAGGACAUCAUUGUGAUUAAAGGGAUGAAUGAGAGCCGUUCUACACUCUUCAGAAGGUGCCACCUUGCCUUGACCAAGACCGACACCGUCGGUUCGGUUUUGGGAAGGGCUGCUCCGUCUGAAGACUCUGCGGAUGGCGUUGCUGCUCAGGCUGAGAGCGAUGCUGCCUUUCCCCUGUCUGAACUCUCAGACCUGUUUGAAAGUGAGGAUGGCUGUCAGUCAGCUCAGAACACAAGUCAGGAGUCUUCAGUCCUGGAGCCGGUCCAACCCGGGCAGCCCACGGACAGCAGACAGAACCUGCGGAUGAAGUUCCAGGGUGCUUUCAAGAAAGGCAUUUCUAACCCAAUGGACCUACUGGAAUCCACCAUAUAUGAGUCCAGUGUGGCUCCAGGUGCAAAGAAAGCACCCAUGGACUCACUCUUUGAUUAUGGUACUUGUAGAAAUACCAGCAACCAGAAGAGACGCAGAAAAAAGCUCCCAAGAGGUAAAACUGAAACAUCUUGUGAUGAUGAGCAAACGCCUGACCCACCAAAAGUAGUGAAAAUAUUCAAUCGCUUUCUACUGUUUGACUGCGUGUCACGUGGAGAACCUGAGGACCUCGAGGGCCUGUUGGAGUACCUGCAAGAUCAAGGGAAGAGGCUGACAGAUGAGGAGUUUAGAGAGCCAUCCACCGGAAAGACGUGUCUGCCUAAAGCCCUGCUGAACCUUUAUGGCGGUCAGAACAACGCAAUCCCGCUGCUUGUAGACAUCGCAGAGAAGACUGGAAACCUCAGAGAGUUCAUAAAUACACCCUUCAGGGAUGUCUACUACAGAGGCCAGACGGCGCUCCACAUUGCCAUCGAGCGACGCUGCAAGCCGUAUGUGAAGCUGCUUGUGGAGCAGGGAGCAGAUGUUCACGCCCAGGCAAGGGGGCGCUUCUUCCAGCCCAAAGAUGAGGGAGGCUACUUCUACUUCGGUGAGCUGCCCCUCUCGCUGGCUGCGUGCACCAACCAGCCGGACAUCGUGAACUACUUGACUGAGAAUACACACAAGAAGGCUGACCUGCGACGGCAGGAUUCACGUGGAAACACGGUUUUGCAUGCACUAGUGCACAUUGCGGACAACACCAAGGACAACACCCGUUUCCUCACAAAGAUGUAUGACUUGCUGCUAAUUAAGUGUGCCAAGCUCUACCCAGACCGCAGCCUUGAGACAGUACUUAACAACGAUGGCAUGUCUCCUCUAAUGAUGGCUGCCAAACUUGGCAAGAUAGGGGUUUUCCAAUACAUUAUCCGACGUGAGAUCAAAGAUGAAGAAGUUCGUCAUCUUUCACGUAAGUUUAAGGACUGGGCUUACGGUCCGGUGUACUCCUCGCUCUAUGACUUGUCUUCAGUGGAUACGUGUGGGGAGGAACCAUCUGUGCUGGAAAUCCUCGUCUACAAUAGCCGCAACGAGAACCGCCAUGAGAUGCUGGCUGUGGAGCCCAUCAAUGAGCUGCUGAGGGCCAAAUGGCAGAAGUUUGCUGCCCUCACUUUUUACAUCAGCGUGGUGUCCUACCUCAUCACCAUGAUUAUCUUCACCUUAGUGGCUUAUUACCAGCCAACAGAGGGAACGCCUCCGUACUCCUACACCACACCUUCUGACUACUGGCGGAUGACGGGAGAGAUUAUAACACUGGCGUCCGGAAUCUUCUUUUUCAUUACGAAUGUUAAGGACCUCUUCCUGAAAAAGUGCCCUGGGAUGAAAUCGUUAUUUAUUGAUGGAUCCUUUCAGCUGCUUUACUUUGUCUACUCUGUGCUGAUUAUCAUCACGGCUGCUCUUUACCUGUCGGGCAUUAAGGCCUAUGUCUCUGUGAUGGUGUUUGCACUCGUGCUGGGCUGGAUGAACACACUCUAUUUCACCAGAGGCCUGAAGCUCACUGGCACCUACAGUAUCAUGAUACAAAAGAUUCUUUUUAAAGAUCUUUUCAGAUUUCUGCUGGUCUAUGUGCUUUUCAUGAUUGGAUAUGCUUCUGCCUUGGUGUCCCUGCUGACAGUGUGUCCUCCACCGGGCAAAGAAUGUGAAGGAGGUUGUCCCACCUACCCCAACUGCAGGGACAACGACACAUUUAGUGCUUUCCUCCUGGACCUCUUCAAGCUGACCAUCGGGAUGGGAGAACUGGACAUGAUCCAGAGCGCACAGUAUCCAGCUGUCUUUCUCAUCCUCUUGGUCACGUAUAUCAUUCUCACCUUUGUGCUGCUGCUCAACAUGUUGAUCGCUUUGAUGGGGGAGACAGUGGGGCAGGUCUCCAAGGAGAGCAAGAAGAUUUGGAAACUUCAGUGGGCAACAACAAUACUGGACAUCGAGCGCUCAUUCCCCGUCUGUCUCCGCAAGUCUUUUCAAGUUGGUGAAAUGGUGACUGUGGGGAAGAAUUCUGAUGGCACGCCGGAUCGACGACGGUGUUUCAGGGUGGAUGAGGUUAACUGGUGCCACUGGAACCAGAACUUGGCAAUAAUCAACGAAGAUCCAGGGAAGAAUGAGACCAUCCAAACAAAUGGGUUACAGCCGAGCAUCAGAGUCUUAAGGAGAGAUCGCUGGUCCACUGUGGUCCCACGGGCAGUGGAGUUCAGUAAGAAUCCUCAGGCUCAUGAUCUAAUGAUAGAGAUGGAGCCGCUGACGUCCAGACACUGACGCCCUGCAGAGGAGGAGUGUCAUUCUCUCAUUGCUCUCCGUUUCAAUUUGAUUAAACUAUGGUGAAUAACUGUACCAAUCUGCACACAUCUCAUUUGGCUUUUGUUCUGAGGGAGUGUAUUGAGUUUUAAAAUACGUUUAGUGUAAUAGGAAAAAGAACUGAACGUGCAAAAACACACUGGAAAAAAAGAAUCCAUCAAAUAAUGACACUAAAUUUCAAUUAGAUGCUGUAGGUGAGUGUUGAUUUGAUUUUUGAAUUGUUACAAAAUAAUACAAAACCUGUUAACUCUGCGUGUCAGAGAUCAGUUUGUCAUCACUCAGGGAUUUGAAACAAAUCAAACCUUUUCACUGUUUCCAGUGUUCUUGUUUUCUUAAGAAAAGAAAAUUGAGGCCUUUCUUGUCGCCAGGAGUAAUUAUCAUGUCCAUGCAUUUGCACUGCGUACAAAGGCUUUGAUAUACGUCUGCAGGUAUAAUCACAAUGGAAUGUUUUAUUUCCAAGAAGAUAUUCUAAGAGAUAUUUAUGGACUUUUUAGAAUAAAAAAGCUUUGCUUGCCUUACAUUUUAUGAGAUGAGUUUGGCAUAAAAAUUAUCCUGAUUUGAUCGUUUGUUUGUCAGAUGGAAGGUUUAGGAGUGUGGAAGCAGGAUAUUUCUAUAAUAUAUUGUAUAUUUUGAUUUUUCUUUUUCUAUUUUGUACUAACUGAAUAUACUACUUGAAUGUCUCAACAUUUGACUGCCACCUCAGGCCAUACAGUCUUCAUUUGAACUGAAACAAUGCACUCUGCCAUGUUCUGAUGUGUGCAUUAUUGUAUGACUACAAAGAUGUUAUUAUGAACAAGGCGGGCAUGAUGAGCAGGUUAUAGUUGUCAAGCAUGUAUGCAAAUGCCAGAUAAUAGCCUUCCGUGUUAUGGUUUGUCUGAAUUUGCAAACUUAUUGUUCCUUUGCAGCUGGGGUAUUUGCAUAAUCACUCCUUGCCAUUAUGCACUUUUUCCUUAUUUGCUGGAGUAUUUUCAUCACAAUUGGCUCUCUGCUCUACAUAGCAAUCUUUCUUUUUAAUGCAAACCAAUUAGAUAUGGGCACAUGUGUAUGUUUUUGCAUAAAUGACGUACACAUGUUUCAUACAUUUUCCUACUAAGUUUACAUUGUCAUCGUUCUCUGGCUUUACGUUACUGAAGUCUAUGCAUUUUAUGUUGUUUGUACGUUGCUGAACAGAACAGUAAACUCUAUAUUU
Messenger RNA from Cololabis saira (Pacific saury), 4222 nucleotides. RefSeq names its product transient receptor potential cation channel, subfamily V, member 4 (gene trpv4). Gene Ontology annotation, biological process: actin filament organization; osmosensory signaling pathway; calcium ion import across plasma membrane. The transcript is spliced from 17 exons. Gene Ontology annotation, molecular function: calcium channel activity; protein binding. Bases 370 to 2994 code for a protein of 874 amino acids. The record is from RefSeq and is a predicted model, not a curated record. Gene Ontology annotation, cellular component: cilium; membrane. Lineage: Eukaryota; Metazoa; Chordata; Actinopteri; Beloniformes; Belonidae.